UCUGCUUCAUCCUGACAAAGUUUCACUGGUCUCGCUGGUGAUCACUGCGAUGUUCGCUUCCUUUUCUUGUCGCUGGGGGCGGUUAUCACGCAAACGUGUGAAAGGUGACGGCAGCGCUUUUGCAAGCCUGAACUCGGGGUGAAACCGCUCAUCCUGAGGGUAAAGUUGGCAGAAAAUGCGGCUGUGUGCUCUGAAAGUGAACGGGCUGUGUUUGGCGAGGCGGUGGAGAGUUGCAGUGGACCUGGUCCCGGGUGGUCAUGCAGUUUGCAGAAAUGGCCAGAGUCCCCGGGGAGGAAACGUGGAGCGGCUGAGGGUAGACUUCAGGACAGCGUCAGUUCACUCACCGGCAGCUCACCGGCUUCUCCCAAACGCUCAGAUCCGGCGAGGAUUUCACCGUUCCGCCGCUUGCACCGUCGAUUUCCGGACAAGUUACGAGAGUGCGUUUCGCAAAUCUGUCGAGGAACCCGAAGAGUUCUGGAGCGAAUGUGCCCAAGGGAUCUCAUGGUUCAAACCAUGGCAAAAGACGCUGGAAUUUUCAAAUCCACCUUUUGCCCGCUGGUUUGUUGAUGGUGAAAUAAAUGUAUGCUACAAUGCAUUAGAUCGCCAUGUUGAAAAUGGACUGGGAGAUCAAAUUGCCAUCAUUCAUGACAGUCCUGUUACUGACACCAAAGAGAUAAUUACCUAUAAAGAAGCCCUGGAAAAGGUUUCGCGAUUGGCUGCUGUCCUAGUACAACAUGGAGUCAAAAAGGGUGAUCGUAUUGCCAUUUAUAUGCCAAUGAUUCCACAAGCGAUAUACACAAUGUUGGCUUGUGCUAGAAUUGGAGCAAUACACAGUUUGAUAUUUGGUGGCUUCGCAUCAAAGGAGCUGUCUACUCGUAUUAACCAUGCGAAGCCAAAACUGAUUGUGACAUCAUCAUUUGGUAUUGAGCCAGGGAGAAGAGUAGAAUAUAUACCCUUGCUGGAAAAAGCUUUGAACAGUGCUCAACACAAGCCAGAUAAAGUCAUAAUAUACAAUCGACCUAACAUGGAGAGAGUUCAUUUGACAUCUGGCCAUGAAUUAGAUUGGGACGAAGAGCUUUCUGCUGCUCAACCUCAUGACUGUGUCCCAGUGUCUUCUGACCAUCCUUUGUAUAUUCUCUAUACAUCAGGGACAACAGGGUUACCAAAGGGAAUCGUGCGUACUUCUGGUGGCUAUGCAGUCAUGCUAAACUGGACUAUGUCAAAAGUAUAUGGUCUCAAGCCUGGUGAGGUCUGGUGGGCAGCUUCUGAUCUAGGCUGGGUAGUGGGCCAUUCGUAUAUUUGCUAUGGACCACUCCUUCAUGGCAAUACAACUGUUUUGUAUGAGGGGAAACCUGUUGGGACCCCAAAUGCUGGAGCAUACUUUCGCUUAUUAGCAGAACAUGGAGUAGUAUCUAUGUUUACAGCACCAACUGCACUGAGAGCUAUUCGUCAGCAAGAUUUUGAAACUAAACAUGGACGAUCAUACCAGUUUCCAAGGUUCAGGACUUUGUUUGUUGCUGGGGAGCAUUGUGAUGCAAGCACUUUAGAAUGGGCCAAACAAGUUUUCAGAGUUCCUGUUCUAGACCACUGGUGGCAAACAGAAACAGGAUCUCCUAUAAGUGCAUCAUGUGUGGGACUGGGAAACAGUCUAAAUCCCCCAAUAGGACAAGCUGGAAAACCUGUGCCUGGAUAUAAUGUUAUGAUUCUGGACAAGAACCUGAAGGAAAUGAACCCCAACAGUCUGGGAAAUAUUGUAGUGAAGUUACCUUUACCUCCAGGUACAUUGGCUACACUUUGGGGAAAUGAUAAACUGUUCAAGGAGCUUUACUUCACUAAAUAUCCAGGUUACUAUGAUACUAUGGAUGCUGGCUAUAUGGAUAAUAAUGGCUAUUUGUAUGUAAUGUCACGGGUGGAUGAUGUAAUUAAUGUGGCAGGUCAUAGGAUUUCAGCUGGUUCUGUUGAAGAGGCUAUUAUCACUCAUCAAGCUGUAACAGACUGUGCCGUUGUGGCCCUCGAGGAUUCCGUCAAGGGGCAUGUUCCACUAGCUUUAUGUGUUUUAAGGACUGGUGUGACUGAAACAUUUGAGGAUCUCACUGAAGAGAUUGUUAAAAUUGUUCGUGACUCCAUUGGUCCAGUUGCCGCUCUUAGGAAAGUGGUCUUUGUGCCCGUAUUACCAAAGACACGUUCUGGCAAGAUACCUCGUUCUACACUUUCAGCAGUUGCAAAUGGCAAGCCUUACCAAAUAACACCAACCAUUGAAGAUCCCAGUGUUUUCUCAGAAAUAGAAGCAAUCUUGAAGCAGAGGAAAAUUUCAUCUUAACAUUCGGUCCCCUCAUAUGAUCUAUUAUCACUUUUGUAAGUGGUGAUAAACAAUUCCACGUCCAUAUGGAAAUUGCAUUCAGAGAUAUGCCUAAGCUCAAUUUUUAAGUUCUGUCUAUGUUUUAAACUUUAUAACACAUACUAUAAACAUUUAUUUCUGUAGUGAUGUAACUUUGAAAGGGUCAAAUACAGUGUAUAUUGGCAUAAUAUUGUAUGUUUAAGUUGUACUUAAAGGAAACCAAUCAGUAAAAUAUUUGAGUUAUUAUCUCUUCUAUAAAUAAAUGGUCAUACAUGUUAUGAAGGUACUUUACGAGCUGCACAUUGCUAACUGGAGUUUUCCACUUUGCUUUCACAAAAGAAUGAAUAAAGUUCAAUUUCCAAUUAAACAUUCUAUACAAAAUAUAUAUUUAAAUAUAACUUUGUACAAAAGUAGCCUUUUUUCUUUAUCAUAAGGACAAUUUUAAGAUUUUGUUCAGAUUUAGUGAAAUCUAACAAAGAAUUAUUAGCAAAAAUAUCAUACAAUCACUACCAUGCAACCUGGAGCAAAAUUGAAAUAAGUUGUUUCUAUAAAGAAAUGCUGGAAAUAAUGUUAUUUUAGGUUUCUAAUUUAAUUUGUUAAGGAAAUUCAAGUAAGAUUUAUUGUCGCAGAGCAUAAAUUUCUAAAAUUAUCUGUAAACUACUUUAACUCACAACUCUGUGACUAGAUAUCCGCAUAAUCCAAGAAAUUUACAAAAAGAAACAAUCUUUUAAAAUGCCUCUUUAGUGUAUUCGCUUGCUUGAGUUGAAAAUUAUUUUACAACCUAGUUGACACAACUAGCAACAAAAUUGUUGAACUUUCUUAUGAAUAUAUGUCAUGUCUGUAUGGUAUAACUUUAGAAGUAUUAAUCAUAAUUUUAGACUUAGAUUAUGUUAAAAGUCAUUAUCAGUUAUAGCUGUCAUUUUUCAUUCAUGAAUGAAGACAAGUAACCAGUUAUUGCUGUUUGAAGUGUAAAGUGAUUUCAAAUCUAAUGAUUUUGCACCUCUUCUCUGUGUCAUAUCUUUGGCCAAAGACUUUAUUUUAAAUAAUUUGUUUUAAUCAUCUUGUUUUAGGUAAGAUUCCCUACAGAAUGGAAACAAGCCCUUCAGCCCAACUAGUCCAUCUGAC
This is a messenger RNA of Chiloscyllium plagiosum (whitespotted bambooshark), 3463 nucleotides long. RefSeq names its product acyl-CoA synthetase short chain family member 3 (gene acss3). Gene Ontology annotation, cellular component: mitochondrial matrix. Gene Ontology annotation, molecular function: propionate-CoA ligase activity. The record is from RefSeq and is a predicted model, not a curated record. NCBI's taxonomy places the organism in Eukaryota, Metazoa, Chordata, Chondrichthyes, Orectolobiformes, Hemiscylliidae.